Sungouiella intermedia is the source of this 1659-nucleotide messenger RNA. NCBI's taxonomy places the organism in Eukaryota, Fungi, Ascomycota, Pichiomycetes, Serinales, Metschnikowiaceae. The record is from the annotation of a GenBank genome assembly.
AUGGAGAAAUCCGAGCCCUUUUCGGCCUUUAACACCAAAAAAGCUUCGUGGAAGUCCCGCAUCUUCUCGCGGACCGGCGCUCUUUACGCCAUUAUCUUCUUUUUGGUGGCGUCACACCUUCACUUGUCUUGCCCAGUUCGCCAUGCCCAGAAACCAAAAAAGCAGAACGUCAUCUUCAUGGUGACCGACGGCAUGGGCCCGGCAUCGUUGUCACUUGCUCGCUCUUUCAAGCAGUACAGAGACCACUUGUCUAUUGACGACAUUUUAACCAUCGACAAGUACCUUACUGGAUCUUCGAGAACCAGGUCAUCCAGCAGUUUGGUGACCGACUCUGCUGCGGGAGCCACGGCUUUUAGCUGUGCUCUCAAGUCUUACAAUGGUGCCAUUGGCGUGGAUCCUCACAAGAACGCCUGUGGAACCAUUUUGGAGGCGUUGAAGUUGGACGGAUACCUUACAGGAUUAGUUGUGACCACCAGAAUCACCGAUGCCACGCCAGCAGCAUUUUCUGCACACGCAGACUACAGAUUCCAGGAGGACUUGAUUGCACAGCACCAGUUGGGUGAAUACUCGUUGGGUCGUGUCGUGGAUUUAAUUAUUGGAGGAGGCAGAUGUCACUUUUUGCCUAAUUCCGAAGGUGGGUGUAGAGCUGACUCUAGAAACUUGGUGGAAGAUGCCAAGAAGAACAACUGGACAUAUGUGGGAGACCGUGAAAGCUUUGACGCUUUGGACGGCGGAAACAACGUCCAGUUGCCUCUUUUGGGACUUUUGGCUAACACCGAUAUUCCUUACGACAUUGACAGAGACUCGGCUGAAUACCCAUCGUUGGCUGAGCAGGUCAAGACUGCUUUGACAGCGCUUAGCAAGGCCACCGAAAAUUCAGACAAGGGCUUCUUUUUGCUUAUCGAAGGUUCUAGAAUUGAUCAUGCUGGCCACCACAACGAUCCUGCUGCUCAGGUGAGAGAAGUUUUAGCAUACGACGAUGCAUUCAAGGAAGUUAUCGACUUCAUUGACUCUUCUGACGUUGAAACCGUCGCCAUCUCCACAUCUGACCACGAGACUGGAGGUUUGGUCACCGCCAGACAGGUUUCACCAAGCUACCCAGACUACUUGUGGUACCCACACGUUUUGUUGAACAGCACGCACUCUGGAGAACAUUUGGCAAGAAAAGUUUCUGAGACCAAGAGGUCUGGUAAGUUUGACGCUACCGUGUUCGGUCUGUACGUCGCCAAAGAAGUGAUCGAGAAGGACAUGGGAAUUGCCAGCUACACUAAGGAGGAAGUUGAGCAGAUUUGCGAAUUGAGUGACAAACCCGACCAGCUCUUGUACUUCCUCAAUAACAUGAUCUCGGUGAGAUCUCAAACCGGCUGGACCACCCACGGCCAUUCGGCUGUGGAUGUGAACAUCUAUGCUCAUUCCAACUCUGCCAGAAUUAACUCGUUGCUUUACCACCGUGCUCCAUACACUGGACUUCUUGGAAACCAUGAGAAUAUCGAAAUUGGCUCGUUCAUGGAGAAGUUAACUGGUGUCGACUUGCUGGAGAUCACCAAGUUAGUCCAAGGUGCCAACAAGCAAGAUGCAACAGUAGCAAUCAAGGAAGAUGCUACAGUGGCUUACAAGGAUGACGUCCAUUACCAUGCUGUUGAAUGGAAUCAAAUUUAA